Molecule: messenger RNA, 1499 nt
Organism: Microstroma glucosiphilum
Lineage: Eukaryota; Fungi; Basidiomycota; Exobasidiomycetes; Microstromatales; Microstromataceae
Product: ribosomal protein L4
Exons: 2
Coding region: 55-1335 (426 amino acids)
Biological process (GO): translation
Cellular component (GO): ribosome
Molecular function (GO): structural constituent of ribosome
Source: RefSeq, a predicted model, not a curated record
UCAUCCGCCAUCCUCCAGAGAUCACUCCACUAUCACGAUCAUCACACGUCCACGAUGAAGAACGUUUUACGAGUAGGCGGUCAGCUCAGGCAGGCAGUGGCUAGCACGUCGAGGCUACCAGCUGCUGCCAGACAGCUGCACGGUUCUACGCCCCUCGAUCCCGCCGACAAUGCCUCAGGACAGAAUCAAUCGCAGACAUUUGGAAUGUUUCCACCUGGUCAGAGCAGUACUCAGCAAGGCGGUCUGUCUGUCUCUGAUCUCGCUCAGGCCUUCGCAGCCGGUCAAGCCUCCUUUUCACCGGCUCAGGACCAGACAAGAGUCUACACGAAGCUGAGGCAUCUGCAUCCGUCCACGAAGCAGCCUGCCGCUUCCACCUCGGAAUCGCAGCAGUACGUGCCCCUCUCUGCUCACGUCUUUGGCACUACCCCGCGUAGAGAUAUUCUUCACUCUGCCAUUGUAUACCACCUGGACUCUCUCCGCAGCGGUACAGCUAGCACAAAGACUCGUGGUGAGGUCAACUAUUCCACAAGGAAGAUUCGCCCUCAGAAGGGUACUGGUAAUGCUCGAUUGGGCUCACGCGGCAACCCGCUUCUGAGAGGAGGUGGAGUGGCCCAUGGACCAAAGCCUAGGGACUUUGCGACUGAGCUGCCACGACGAGUGAGGGAAUUGGCGUUGAGAAGCGCACUGAGCGCUCGGUGGAGGGAAGGAAAGCUUCACGUCAUCCCAUCGCUGUACUGGGACGCACCACCCCGCGUGACAGGCACGCUGCGUCGAGCUCUGGGCUCUCGGGGUUGGGAGGACACCCUCUUCCUGACGGCGCCUCGUUCUCCUCAAUCAGCGCAGAAGAUGGGUAUUCGGCAAAGAAUUGGUCGACCGUCAGCUCUGGAUCCAAUCUACACACCCGAGCAGCUGGACGCACACGGGCGCGACGUGCAGAACUUUGCCAUUGCCCUGGCGAACAUUCCCAAUACCGAAAUGAUUCGCCUGGAUCUUCUGACUGAAGAAGCGAGGCAAGAAGCAAAGAAGGUCACGGACAAGAAGAAGCCGGGAGAGCUCCCAGCGUACGAGGUGAUCAAGCGCAAGAACACUGUGCUGGAUCUGGGAGCUGUGGAGUGGCUGGAGGAGAAGCUAGGAGGUAGCAUCUUCCACGUCGAAGAGGGUGAAGAGGGAUCAGAGGCUGAGCUGGGCGGAGUGCCCCAGGAGGAAGGGGAGCAACCCUCGCUGGACGAGCUAGAGAGGUUGGCAAAGGAGGAGGCGGACGCAGAGGGAGUGGAAGGCAUCACGGAAGAGGUGCCGAGGGAGCUGCCGACUACUUCGGGGGAGCAAAGGAAGUGAGCCUCUGUAGCGUCUGGCCCAAGGAGUGGAUCAAUAUGGGUUGCAUAGCUUGGCCCGUGUGUCUUUGGGGGUGGUGUGAGCGGGAGCCAAUUGUCAAUGAUUCACGGUGCCUUUGACGCCACUCGCGAGUGUGCUGCCAUCGGGGCGUAAUAAUUUGCCGAUCU